Messenger RNA from Pristis pectinata (smalltooth sawfish), 2087 nucleotides. RefSeq names its product nectin-1-like. The record is from RefSeq and is a predicted model, not a curated record. NCBI's taxonomy places the organism in Eukaryota, Metazoa, Chordata, Chondrichthyes, Rhinopristiformes, Pristidae. The coding region runs from base 557 to 1801 and encodes 414 amino acids. The transcript has 8 exons.
CGUAACUGUGCUGCUUCUAUUUCAAGCAUUUAAUAUCUUUGAAGGAGUUUAGUUUACUUGUCUGAUCGCAACGUCAAUAUUGUUAGGUUGAAGUAGUCAAUUCAACAUUAAAUAAUUACUGAUUCUAUAGUGAAACAGGAACCGAUAAUUUCUGCAUUUGUGUCCGCAAAACAAUGGAGGAACGAAGGCUGCUGUGAAUAUGUGAUGAUCUACAAAUUGUUUCUCUUCGCCUCGCCUUCCUUGAAUCUAGAAACCAACUCUGCUGGUAAAAAAAAUACCAAAGGACUGAAAAUGCAGACGAUUGGGUGAGACGGAUCAGUGCUUUCAUCCGACUGCUUAUGAGCAGGCUUCAGGCCCUGUUUGGAUUUGAGAUCCACCAUCAUUGGCUGAGUUUGGUCGUGGGCCAAGAACUAUGUUCACUUUCCUCUUGUUAACUGAUCACUAACCACAAACAGCGGCGAUGCAGUCACUGAACGUCAGCUAGAGCCCCAGCUGCAAAGUUAAUCUCAACAUACUGAGGGAAUCGUUCUUUUCAAAUGCCGCAACUGUCUCGGGAAUGAGUCGGUUAUGUUCUGUUUUGUUCCAACUCUCUUUUUUCGCAGUUCUGGGAGCCCAGAUCGUUAAGGUGGAGGAUUUUGUAACCGGAAUCGCUGGCGAUGAAGUCAGGCUCCCCUGCUAUUUUAUCCAUUACACCAGGAACCUGACGUUGGUGCAAGUAACGUGGUUAAAGAAAUCUAGGAUUGGGAAUGUGAACCUGGCUGUGUAUAACCCACAGUUUGGGACAAGUUACCCAAAUGGAUCCGACAGAUUCAGUUUGAUCAAUGUAACCGCUCCAAACUGCACGCUGACCAUCAACCCCUUGCAGCUGAGUGACGAAGGCCUUUACAACUGCGAGGUUAACACAUUUCCCAACGGCAAGCAAGAAUCCCAAACAAAUUUGACCGUUCUAGUGAAGCCUUUGACGGAGGUGGUCAUGGUCCGAGCAGAUGCCGUAUCGUCAGAAGUACCAGUCGCAAACUGUACGGCAGCCAACGGGAAACCGGCGGCAGAUAUAACUUGGAGUGAUAGAAUUCCAGGGAACGUCACGUUUACAAGGAUUGCAAAUGCAGAUGGGACGGUGACCGUUCUCAGCCAAUACAAAAUAAUACCAACCAGUAAAGACGACGGGAAGAAAGUGGCCUGUCUUGUGUCGCACAAAGCGUUCACGGAUGUGAUGAAUUUGACUGUGACAUUCUCAGUUCGGUACCCACCGGAAGUAACAAUUACAGGGUACGAUGGUAACUGGUAUGUAAAGAGUUCCAGACAUAGCCUCGAAUGCCUUUCGAAGGCAAACCCUCCAGUUACAAGCUAUCACUGGACAAUGUCCACGGGGCCUUUGCCUCCUACUGUCCAGGUCAAACGUAAUCGUUUGUUUAUAACAUAUGUCGAUUAUUCUCUCAAUGGCACGUGGGUCUGUGAAGCAACAAAUGCCAUUGGAAAAGGAAGGGGUGAAGUUGCAAUUGUGGUACAGGAGCUGGAUUCGAGAAUUGCAGGGGAGUCCUUCGCUUCCACUCUGGUCUAUAUUACCGUAGGGACGCUGGUUGUAGUGCUGCUCAUAGCUGUCUCACUGACUAUGGUGGUAAAGAAAACGAAACGGAGGAUUCCUGACACCAAGGAAGAAGUGAAUUCUUGUCCAAGAAAGGACAAUGACUUUGUUGUAUUUGCAACUCUGAACCUUAAGGUUUCAGAAAAUUCCCAUUCAUCAAGGAAAGAGGAUCAUAAUCCAGAGACAACGGUGCACGCCGAUAUAAGCAUUGAUUAGAUUCUGCUCCCUUAUUAUGAGAAUAUCAUUUAAAACUAAAGACACUAUCAGAUAUCCGCUAACUCAAUCCUGUGCUGUUGCAACUUGUCAAUAUCCAGACGGAAUAACACUGCAGAAUAACCCUAGGAUUAUUGACCUGAAUGCUUCAAGUUAGAAGCGGGUUUGUGUGGUGUUUGUGCGUUAUUCCUAAUUCCAGUAAUAAUUUCUUUGUCAAAAUAUCAAUUCGUUCAGAAGCUCCGUUGCUGGUGAGAAAUAAAAGAAAUGUACCACCCUAAUCAAGAACUAU